This is a messenger RNA of Microcebus murinus (gray mouse lemur), 3781 nucleotides long. RefSeq names its product chondroitin sulfate N-acetylgalactosaminyltransferase 2. The record is from RefSeq and is a predicted model, not a curated record. Gene Ontology annotation, molecular function: glucuronosyl-N-acetylgalactosaminyl-proteoglycan 4-beta-N-acetylgalactosaminyltransferase activity. Lineage: Eukaryota; Metazoa; Chordata; Mammalia; Primates; Cheirogaleidae. Gene Ontology annotation, cellular component: Golgi cisterna membrane.
GGCUAGGCGGCUGAGGCGGCUGAGGCGGCGGCUGACCCAGGAGCGGCGCCGGCCGGGUGUACUGGCGGCGGGGAGCAGGCGGCAGUGCGGCGGCCGCGGUGCGAUAGCGGGCAAGCUCGAAAAAUCACCACUCAUAUAAUGGAUUUUAUAGAUCAGAUUUCUUUAUUCUGUAUAUCAUGGUCACAAUACAGAAAGUAUACUUAAUUUCUCAUUUCUGCAAGUAGUCAUGACUGCUGAAGAAAGAAAUUUUUUAAGCUACUGCAGGAUUCAUUUGGUACCUUUUAUGGAAAUUCCGAUUUUGUUUUUAAUUUUUGCUAACUUUUUGCUAAUAGUAUGAACAAGCAAAGAGUUUAUCUUCAUAGGCAAGUACACAUUAAUAAGAAUGCCUAGAAGAGGAUUGAUUCUUCAGACCCGGACCCACUGGCUGCUGUUGGGCCUUGCUUUGCUCUGCACUUUGAUACUAUUUAUGUACCUUCUGGAGUGUGCCCCCCAGACUGAUGGGAAUGCAUCUCUUCCUGGUGUUGUUGGGGAAAGUUAUGGUAAAGAGUAUUAUCAAGCCCUCCUACAAGAGCAAGAAGAACAUUAUCAAACGAGGGCAACCAGUCUGAAACGCCAAAUUGCCCAACUAAAACAAGAAUUACAAGAAAUGAGCGAGAAGAUGAGAUCAUUGCAAGAGAGAAAGAAUGUAGGGGCUAAUGGCAUAGGCUAUCAAGGCAACAAAGAGCAAGCACCUAGUGAUCUUUUAGAGUUUCUUCAUUCCCAAAUUGACAAAGCUGAAGUUAGCAUAGGAGCCAAACUACCCAGUGAGUAUGGGGUUAUUCCCUUUGAAAGUUUUACCUUAAUGAAAGUGUUUCAGUUGGAAAUGGGUCUCACUCGCCAUCCUGAAGAAAAGCCAGUUAGAAAAGACAAACGAGAUGAAUUGGUAGAAGUUAUUGAAGCCGGCUUGGAGGUCAUUAAUAAUCCUGAUGAAGAUGAUGAACAGGACAAUGAGGAGGGUCCCCUUGGAGAGAAACUGAUAUUUAAUGAAAAUGACUUCGUAGAAGGUUAUUAUCGCACCGAGAGAGAUAAGGGCACACAGUAUGAACUCUUUUUUAAGAAAGCAGACCUUAUGGAAUAUAGGCAUGUGACCCUCUUCCGCCCUUUUGGACCUCUCAUGAAAGUGAAGAGCGAAAUGAUUGACAUUACUAGAUCAAUUAUUAAUAUAAUUGUGCCACUUGCUGAAAGAACGGAAGCGUUUGCACAGUUUAUGCAGAACUUCAGGGAUGUUUGUAUUCAUCAGGACAAGAGGAUUCAUCUCACAGUGGUGUAUUUUGGUAAAGAAGGACUGUCUAAAGUCAAGUCUAUCCUAGAAUCUGUCACAAGUGACUCUAAUUUUCACAAUUACACCUUGGUCUCAUUGAAUGAAGAAUUUAAUCGUGGACGAGGACUAAAUGUGGGUGCCCGAGCUUGGGACAAGGGAGAGGUCUUGAUGUUUUUCUGUGAUGUUGAUAUAUAUUUCUCAGCCGAAUUCCUUAACAGCUGCCGGUUAAAUGCUGAGCCAGGUAAGAAGGUGUUUUACCCUGUGGUGUUCAGUCUUUACAACCCUGCCAUUGUUUAUGCCAACCAGGAUGUGCCACCACCUGUGGAGCAGCAACUGGUUCACAAAAAGGAUUCUGGCUUUUGGCGAGAUUUUGGCUUUGGAAUGACUUGUCAAUAUCGAUCAGAUUUCCUGACCAUUGGUGGAUUUGACAUGGAAGUAAAAGGUUGGGGUGGAGAAGACGUUCAUCUUUAUCGAAAAUACUUACAUGGUGACCUUAUGGUGAUUCGGACUCCAGUGCCUGGUCUUUUCCACCUCUGGCAUGAAAAGCGCUGUGCUGAUGAGCUGACCCCUGAGCAGUACCGCAUGUGCAUUCAGUCCAAAGCCAUGAAUGAGGCCUCUCACUCCCACCUGGGAAUGCUGGUCUUCAGGGAGGAAAUAGAGACGCACCUUCAUAAACAGGCAUACAGGACAAACAGUGAAGCUGUUGGAUGACAUAAUCAUUAACACAUGACAGUCUGAACAACAAGCCAGUACUGUUUAUUUAGCCUUAAUUCCAAUUCCAGAUGCAGUGCCUCUUUUAGAGAAGACAUGUUUAUUUUUCACGUUCUUCUUGGCAUUACUUUACUUUAGCAUUUCAACUUAAUCUGAGAAGAAAAAACAAGUGUUUCAGCACAAAGUCUCUGUUUUGUGAGAAUACUGCACCAUGGAAUAAUUGACAAAUUGAAAUCGGAUAUUUGUUCCAAAAGUUGUUUUGAGUUAGUUUCUGCCUGGUGCCCAUGUUCUGACUGCAUGUGGGAUUCAGUGUCCUGAGUGCAUUUGGGUGGAGAGAGGAGAUGUGCUGGGCUGAUGGUGAGCCAGGAGCAGCACACUCCUACAGAGGGGACAGAGUAUCGUGGACAUAGUGUGUGGACAGGUAUCUUCACCUGCCUACCAUUGUCACCCUGCUUGAUUUUUAAAUGAAGGGCUUUGGUUGAUAGCUUGAAAAAUUUCACUGAAGCAGGGAAUAAUUAAAUGACACAUCUGAAAUCCUCCAUCAGAGAAGGCAGAAAUCAAAACCCCUUAACUUAAUGUUGCUUAUCCCCCUGAAUGUUUUUAAGCAAGUGGGUAAUAGUAGAAAAUAGAAUGAUUAAAAUUAGAAUAUGUUAUUGCAUUAUUAUCAUGUUUAGGAUUAGCAAAGUUGCUGUAGACUGUUUUGAACAAACAAAAAAACAGGAAAACAUUUGUAACAGAGUAUUUAAUUAUGGUGGAGCACAGGAUACUAGCUGUGUCUGGAAACAUCAAUUUAUGUGAGCCAGCUACAUCAGGGCCUUCCUGUGGUGGUUCAGAAAAGAUGAACAUAGCAUGUUUUUUUUUGUUUUUUGCUUUAUAUUUUCUCAUUUAGCAUAGAUACAUAUGUAUUUAUUAUCAUUUAUUUUUUAAUAUGUUAAUAUAUGCUGUAUCUGUAUAUGUAUUAUUAUAAUACUUUGAGUUGAAAGAGUUUCACUGUGGGGAGAAAACACAAUUUAAUGAGUUAUCCAUCGGAUCAUUCUGAUUUGAAAAAUGGGGAGGAGAGGAAGGUAGUCUGAAUGGAAAUCUGAAUUACAGAAUAUUUUAGAGAAACGUGUUGCUUGCAUAUAGAAUAUUUUAAUUGAAAUGUAAAUUAUAUUGAUGAGACAAGGUGAAUAAGAAAUUAUAUUCAGACAGAACUGUACUGUAUUAUUUAUCACACAUGGUUUUUUUACUAUCAGGUCAAUUGCUAGGUCCAGAAAUUGGAUAUAAGAUGGAAGACAUGCAUAAAUUUUUCAACCUUUGGCUUUUAAAAGGGACCUAUAUUGAAUUCAGUGUGUACAUAAACCCCUGGGAAUUCACAGAAGAAUAAUUUUUCAUAGUAAAUAAUAUCUGAAAUAUUAUAAAUUUCUAGGUGCUACAUGAAUUCAAUUUUAUAAUAACUCUUUAUUCUUACAAGUUUUAAGUUAGGAUAGUAUUUAGGGUUUUUCUUAAGAUAUAUAAAAUGUUCUCUGCAAAAUAAUUCAUGCCAUUGUCUCUUUUUAUAUACAAUUAUUUAUUUUGAAGACCAGUGAAUUAUAGUAUUUAAAGUGAGAGAACUUAAUUAUUUGCAAAGGUAAGUUGCAGCUUGUUUUUUGAGAGAAUCAAAUGAUAAUUUUGUUCCUUUUUUUAAAACUAGCUUUUAAUUUAAAGAUGGAAGCUAAGGAAUGGAAACAUUUCUAUGUUUUUGACAUUAAAUAGUACCAAUAAAGUAUUUUAUUACAAAAAGUUAAAUGA